CAGUGUCACAAAAACGAAGACAAACCGACUAGUUGACGUGUGGAACGCAGCAAAAACUUGUUUUUCCCCGAGUUUUAAUUAGCUUUUGAUUUCAUUGGGAAGAAACAUGGCGCUCACCGAUGCUGACGUACAGAAGCAGAUCAAGCACAUGAUGGCCUUCAUAGAACAAGAGGCCAGCGAGAAAGUGGAGGAAAUUGACGCCAGGGCAGAGGAGGAGUUCAACAUCGAGAAGGGACGCCUGGUCCAGACGCAGAGAGUUAAAAUCAUCGAGCAUUACGAGAAGAAAGAGAAACAAAUCGAUCAACUCAAGAAAAUUAAGAUGUCCAACCUGAUGAACCAAGCUAGGUUGAAGGUCCUCAAAGCCAGAGACGACAUGAUUACGGAUCUGUUGACCGAGGCCCGUCAAAGGCUCGCACACAUUGCUCAAGACCCUGACCGAUACUCCAGACUGUUGGAGGGGCUUGUGCUGCAGGGAUUCUACCAACUGCUGGAGCCCAAAGUCAUUGUUCGCUGUCGCAAGGAGGAUGUAGACAUGGUCCAGGCUGCAAUCACUAAGAGCAUACAAGUCUACAUGAAGACUGUGAAGAGCAAUAUAGACGUCCGAAUCGACCAGGAGCACUUUCUAUCGUCAAACAUCUGCGGAGGUGUGGAAGUGUAUAAUGAAAACAGGAAGAUUAAAGUUUCCAACACUUUGGAGAACCGGAUGGAGCUCAUAGCGCACCAGAUGAUGCCUGAAAUCAGAGUGUCCUUGUUUGGCGCCAACCCAAACCGCAAGUUCACUGAUUGACAUUUGAGCAAGACUGCAGUUGGACUUCAUAUAAAAUGGUUGCUAACUAUACCAGGGAAUCAUUGUAGUCAUGUCUCCAUUUUUUGUGUUCUCAACUAACCUCAUGGCAAGUCUUAAAAGUACCGCAGUUUGUGAAGCUACCGUGUAUUUUAUACAUAUAUGGUCGUGUUUGCCACCAAAGAAAAGGAAUGUAUAAUCAAAAAAGCCAAAGAAAUAAAUGUCAAU
Messenger RNA from Synchiropus splendidus (mandarinfish), 1012 nucleotides. It is a transcript of the gene atp6v1e1a, whose product is annotated as ATPase H+ transporting V1 subunit E1a. NCBI's taxonomy places the organism in Eukaryota, Metazoa, Chordata, Actinopteri, Syngnathiformes, Callionymidae. Gene Ontology annotation, cellular component: proton-transporting two-sector ATPase complex, catalytic domain. Gene Ontology annotation, biological process: proton transmembrane transport. The transcript is spliced from 9 exons. The record is from RefSeq and is a predicted model, not a curated record. Bases 107 to 787 code for a protein of 226 amino acids. Gene Ontology annotation, molecular function: proton-transporting ATPase activity, rotational mechanism.